This is a messenger RNA of Dendronephthya gigantea, 3385 nucleotides long. RefSeq lists its product as uncharacterized. Gene Ontology annotation, molecular function: protein binding. The coding region runs from base 90 to 3086 and encodes 998 amino acids. The record is from RefSeq and is a predicted model, not a curated record. NCBI's taxonomy places the organism in Eukaryota, Metazoa, Cnidaria, Anthozoa, Malacalcyonacea, Nephtheidae. The transcript is spliced from 7 exons.
GUACAGACACGAUCGAACCUUGUACGAUUGACGACGGAUGGUCUUCCUCGGAAGAUGUCGGGAGAGAGUUUGCUUCUGACGGUGCAAAAAUGAUUGCGGUCAGCGGAAAGCAUCCACAACAUGGUUACGGUGUUGUUGCAAUAUUUAGAAAUGACUCCCGUCUGUUGGGAUUGGAUCAUGUAUUAGGAUCGCAAGAGAAAGACCAAUCCUUUGGGAAGGCAAUCUCAAUGAAUAAAGAUUUUUUGGUUAUAAUCGGAUCUGGCGUUUAUAUCUUUUCAAGAAUGUCUAACGGUUCCUGGCAGAAGAACAAUGCACUUUCCAAAAAGUUUAACAAUCAAUUUCCAGACAAUAUCUAUCUGACAAAACAAAAUGAACUAUUUCUUCUAUCAAUUUCAGACAAAACAUUGACAGUUUUUGAAUUGCAGCCACCAGGAAAUGCGAUCAGGAGAUGUCGAAUGGUUUAUUCAGGGCUUGUUCAGCUGAGUGGGAGUUUUGAUGUGUUGGAAGGCGAGUCAAGUGUUUUUGCUAUUGGUAUCAUGGUUGACGGUCACGAUGGAAGUGAUUUGGGUGUUUUCGAACCAGGGAAUAAGUGUGCAAAGAUUGGGAGAGUGGUGGCAAAAAAUGACCUUCGUUUUGAUGAUGGUAAGGCAAAGGCGUCUGUAGCAAUCACAGACGGUCAUGUUGUGAUUGGCAGUCCAAGUUUGAAUACUUGGCCGAGCGAUUAUGUGGGUGCAGGAACUGGACGUGUGUAUUUCAUGAAAUUCUGUCAACGCAAUUUCGUACGUUUGAAAGUGUCUGAUCUUGGACAUCAGGUGACAGUAAAGUGUGUCGCGUGUGGCCUGGGGGAAGAGGCAUACCCUGGCUUUGAGGAGAAAUGCGUGAAUUGUAGUCGUAGUAUUUGUUUGAAAAACUCAGGAGGUUUAAGGUUCAAGCUUUCCCACUGUGAUAAAUACCCUUGCGGUUUAGUUAAUAAUCGAAGUAUAAGCCAAAAUAUUUAUCCAGCUAAUCUUACAGUUACCGAAUAUGGGCCCAGCUUUGGUGACGACGGAUUUUACCUUCCCGGAACAGAACAGAGUUAUUUCGUUAGGAUCACCCAAAGGUCGGCUUCGGGACUCACGACUACCUCCGACAGCAUUCCGUUCUCUCUCGACAACACCUCGCCAGAGCCGGGAUCUGUCUACGACGGCUUGGGUAGCGACGAAACCCGAAACUGUUCAGCAAAUACGACAUUCGGUUCGGAGCACCAGUGUUCAAGUCGAAGUUUCGCCAACACCGAUUUGGAUUUCACGAACAACACCGCCUCAAUCAGUGCUCGCUGGAUCGAUUUCCGGGACAAUGAAAGCGGCAUCGGGCAAAUGUUUUGGUGCAUCGGUUCCAAGCCUCUCCGAGAUGAUAUCAUGGGGUGCAAAAAUGCAACUAACCAUGCGAACAGAACUCUGACUGGGCUAUCGAUGCAGCACAAUGAUUCGUACUAUGUGACAGUAUUGGUAUGUAAUAAUGCGGGACUAUGUACUGCCAAGUCAAGCGAUGGAGUUGUGAUCGACACCACACCACCUAUUAUAAAUUAUGUCCGAGAUGGAUUGAUGGGUCCAGAUAUCAAUUUUCAGGUGUUUACCAACAUCAUAUUCGGCAAUUGGGCAGCGGAAGAUCCCGAUAGCGGCAUAGUCUCGUACGAGGUUGGUUGGGGUUCGUCUCCAGGACUGGAUGACCUCUGGGAGUUCCAAGAGAUUGGAAAUGCCACAGCCUACUAUGCAAAGUUCAAACACGGAGAUCUGGUGAAGGGGCGCAAAUAUUACGUAACCGUGAAAGCCAUCAACGGUGCAGGCCUGGAAUCUGAGGCAGUGUCUUCGAAUGGCAUCAUGGUUGGAAAAACCGAGUUUGUCUUUUCGAAAAAUGAUUCUGGAUCGUUUUUCUUCGAUACUAUGAAUGUGAACGCCAACGAGACACAAGAAAAGGAUUCGGAUGUCGGAAAUACAUUUGGAACUUUAGACGUUCCCUCCGGGGCUGUCGAAGAUGAAGUGAAAUUUCAGGUUUACAGCCUUGGCAAGGAAGAGUUGAAGAACGGCACAGAUGAUAAUACGACUGUCGUUGAUCCUGCUGUCAUGAAGCCGCCAAAACAUUUCAAAUUGGGCAACUACAGUUUCCAAAUCAAAGCUUACGAACCAGAAAACAAUACUUUGCAAGAAAAAUAUCGUUUCAAAAAACCAAUAACCAUCUCGCUGUUCUACGACGUCGAUCAAAUGUUGAAACAAAACAAGAAAACUGUUAGUAGUGAAGUAAAUAAUAACGAUAUCGAUCCUGUGCUUCUAUUAUGGCACACCAAAAAUCAAACAUGGUUCGAUGCAGCCAAAACCUGUCCUGAGCCAUGGACGUUUGUUGAUCAUGCUGCGAAACUUCUCAAAGUCCACGUCUGUCAUCUGACCCAAUUCGCCCUAUUCUGGACGUUUACAGCAGAAAAUGGAAUAAUUGAAUUCCUCAAUGGUUCCUCGACUGGCCAGCCCAAACAAGCCAUGUUCGACGGAAGCAGUAACAGUAUCAUUUAUGAUCCUAAACGAUAUGGCGGUGAAAUUAUUCUUAACAUAAUUAGGCGCAAGGGUUCUACCGGAAGGAUUAAUGUCACGUGGAUCGUCAUCAGCCAAUCAGGUGGUAGCAUUCCAUUUAGCGUUUCCCCAAUGAGUGGUGAAUUGAGUUUUUUGGAGAGCCAAUGGAAUUCCUACGUUCAUUUAAAAUUCGGCGGUUUUCCAUCAAAGAUGAGUGAAAUGGUAUUGUCUGUGGAAUUGUUGAAUGUGUCUGGUGGUGCGAUGCUGGGGAAUUCGCGCAGGGUGCAAAUCGUCUUUCCCGCAAAGCUGGACAGAGAGGGGCCGGAAGAUAGUAGCUUUGCACUGGAGAUUGUUCUACCGUGCGUUGGUGGUGUUUUGGCAAUUAUUAUUAUAAUAGCAGCGGUUUGUUUUGUCCGAAAACGACGCAGCCGCCAGCCUGCGGUAUCAUCCAGAGGGAGAGAAAACCCUAUUUAUAGAAUAGGUUACGGUCAAACGGAUAGCAUUCCUGAAACGCUCCAGGAGACAUCAUUCACACAGCCCAGGUGAAGAGCAAGCCUUUGUUAAUGCAUAAAACGACAUGCACUUAUAUUAGCUAUAUACUAAAUACUUUAAUAAAAAAAUUAAUUGCGAUAGAUAAUGGAAUUGGGAAAUAAAUAGAUGUACAUGUAUUUGAAUUGUAAAAUUUUCCGACGGCUGGAUUGUAUUAUAAACAAGUAAUCUUUAAAAGAAUAUCAUAGGCGUAUGAAUAGCAUUAAAUUGUAUGCACAACAAGUUAGUAUAUCUAACAAAAAUUAAUACACCUGGGAUGAAUUUAAAGUUAAAAAUAUUUUCUGAAAAUCAUUAAA